Gongylonema pulchrum is the source of this 311-nucleotide messenger RNA. NCBI's taxonomy places the organism in Eukaryota, Metazoa, Nematoda, Chromadorea, Rhabditida, Gongylonematidae. The record is from the annotation of a GenBank genome assembly.
AUGUGCUAUAGAGCUAUGAAUAAUUGUGGCUUCUUACUGGAAUACAAACUCUGGCCGGACUUCAUUGAUUGUUCGGAUACGGCCGAACGAAAUCGUGGAAGGCGCAUUUUUUCGGAUGGUUCAUGCAAGGUUUACCUCACGUUAUUUUCGCAAAUCUUCAUCGACGACUUUUGCAUCUAUUCCUUUACGCUUUCAUUGGUGUCAUCUGCGAUUUAUUGGUUUCUUUGGUUGCUGAGCUAUAACAAAGGAGUAGCGGAACGUGCAAUGUGCUUCAAUAAAUUACGACGUGAUGAAGCACUUUUACGGUAAGU